[Torrubiella] hemipterigena is the source of this 1134-nucleotide messenger RNA. Lineage: Eukaryota; Fungi; Ascomycota; Sordariomycetes; Hypocreales; Clavicipitaceae. The record is from the annotation of a GenBank genome assembly.
AUGGCACGACUGUUUAUGGCAAUCAACCUGGGACAUCUGGAUGUCUUGGACGAAGUGCUUAACGAACCCAAAGUAAUACAGGACCUGCUGAGUCUAAGGGCCUUCGACGAGCACCCGCUACACUCUGCUUGUAGCAUUUCCUCCAUUGAUGUUAUCAAACGGCUUCUACGAGUCUCCGCAGUCGGCCUGAAUGCUUGGCCGGGCAGCCCCCAACGACACUGUCUCAACGAUGCUGCAAGAAACCACGAACGACCCGAAGUCACAUCGUUCCUACUGGAAUCUGGUGCUAAGUGGACACCGCCAAAUAGUGUGUACUGCAGGCCAGUUUUAACUGCAAUCGAACAUGGAAACCCAACGGCCGCAAGGAUUCUCAUCGACGCGGGCUUACCUUCAAACUUUGACGACAUCUACUGGGACAUAGCAUUGAAGAAUCUAUGCAACCGUGUAAACCGCAGCUCGGUAGACAUGUCUGUAAUCGAAAACCUCGUCGAUCUGAUCCCGCUGGCACAUCUGUUAGAGGCAUCCGUUAAGACUGGGUGCAUUGAUAUAGUCGAAUACCUACUGAAAACACAGCGCGACAGAAUUUCAGAAGUGAUGUCUACAAUCAUGUCGUUUGUAGAUUAUGAAUCUUCUCACUCUCCCGCACUCGAUAUCGUCAAGCUGCUAGCUGCCGCCGGCGCACCAUUUUGCCUUCUAUCCGAUACGCGGCUAUCAACGCCAGCGCACCGCGCCGCCGCUAGGGGUGACAAGGCCCUUUUGGAAUACGUUUACGACAAGCCACUGAAAGGCAUGACUCCAUAUAGGUAUUAUAAUGAUUUAUUGGCUGUAUCAGGGACCCCUGAGAUUCUGCAGCAUCUCCUCGACAUAGGUUUCGACGUGUAUACUCUAGACGAACGAGGCUAUCCACCGUUGCUCCAGAUGUUAGGGGACUGGAGCUGGGAGUUAAAAGACACCUCUACGUUUAUCGGCUUACUUCGGAUACUUCUAGACUGUGGCGCCGACCCCAGCUUUACUGCAAUUGAUUGCUCAACUGCUGUGACACGCUGCUUUUGGUUUGACCAUUAUGGAGAGUCCUACGCCAGACCAUUGGAGAUUUUUGAGCUUCUUUUUGAGCAUGAACGGCGCCAUAGUUGA